CAUUGAAGUAGCUGAGCUGAUUUGGCCCACGCCUCGAGCGUAAGGAAGAGACCAAGGCCCAUCCAUAAUAAUCUAGCGGUCGCACUAGUGACGUGUUUCGACUUUUCACAGGUCCUUAGCGGCUAAGCAAAAAGCAGCGCAACAAAUUACAGAAGAAAAAAAAUCAAGAGAGGUGAAGUGAAGGGAGAGAGGGAUCCUCCUCCAAUUCUGCAAGGAAACCAAGAAACGAAAUGUGGGUGGAGAUCCUCUGCGGCCUCUUGGCCUACAAAAUCAUCCGCCACGUCUUCUUCGCCGACUCCGACGACCCCGCCCACCUCGCCGAUCUCGACUCCGCCCACUCCGACCUCUGCUUCGCCCUCGCCGCCAGGCUCGAGAAGCUCUACUCCGGCCGCUGCUUCGUCGGCCUCCGCAUCCCCGACCCCGACGCCGGCGACCGCCAGCAUGUCGAUAUCGUGCUCAUUACCACCAGGGAGGUGAUGCUAGUGGCUAUCCACAACAUUUCUGGUUUUGUUGAGGUUGAUAAGGAUGGCAACUGGACUUGUCCCACUGACAAGAAACACAAGCAUGAUGUUAUCCCAAACCCGGUACUACAAGUUAACAGACUGUCUUCCAAUCUUCAAUCAUACUUGGAACUGAGGGGAGCAAAACUGCCUGAUGGCCAUAUAACUGGAAGGGUUGUACUGCCAAAUCCCAACUGCAGGCCUUCCUAUGCCAUCACUCUUCAACCAGAGGUUAUCUUGUAUGAUCAAUGGAAAGAUCUCAAGGCAGACUCCAAGGGUGGACUUUCAACAUGGAUUAAAGGUGCAUUCAGUGGAAGCAAAGGUGACAUGCAAGAUUCAUUAAUCCAAAAUCUACAUUUCAUUCUCAGCACGUCGCCUAUGUGGGACAGGUUGGAACUCAAAGGGGACAGAAAUAUCCUUGGUGAAUUCAUUGAAUUCAAAGGCAGGCAUGAUGAUAUUCAGGCCUUGAAAUGCCUGACGCGUUCAAAAGUUAGCCGAUUCAUAGUCCAGAAAUCAACUCUCUUUGGAGGUUUUGGUCGGUCGAGAGUGCAGAUAUUGUAUUCACCGCGAGAUUACCGUGCUGAAGGAACUUCAUCUUCUGAAUGGAAAGAGAUAUCGGUGAAGCAAUACACAGAGAUUCUUUUUCAGCCAUUGCACUCGAAAAAAGUUAAGAAGUUCAAGCUGUCAAGUGUUGCUUCUGUGACUCUGAGUGUCUAGUAAGUUUUUUUUUUUUUCUAUGGGUAGUUGGGUACUUGUCCUCUGCUGCCCUGCACUAAUAUACCUUCCUAGGCUUCUGCCUGUGCUCCCCUGUGAAAGUUUGUCUUGUCUCUGUACACGAACCUGUAUUUACUUUAAGGUGUCACUUGGCAUAAAAUGGGAAAAAAAAAGGAAUGAUCUAAGAUUCUAAGGUAUAGUUGAGAUUUAGUUGCACAUAUAUAUCACUGGAUGGGGAAUUCCUACCGCUGCAUAGUAUUGCUGGUAGGGAUUGUUGGUCUAGUUUCUUUUGUUCUUUCCUCAUCUAUGGGCUAGGAUGUGAUUGGUCAUCUUUUCUCCGGACCGACCUCAUUGAUGCGACCUGGAACUGGAACUUUUUUAUUUUCCUGGUCGUGUUUUUAGUCUAUGAAUUGGUAUGCAUCAAGAAAA
Oryza brachyantha (malo sina) is the source of this 1643-nucleotide messenger RNA. RefSeq lists its product as uncharacterized. The transcript has 7 exons. Lineage: Eukaryota; Viridiplantae; Streptophyta; Magnoliopsida; Poales; Poaceae. The record is from RefSeq and is a predicted model, not a curated record. Bases 231 to 1217 code for a protein of 328 amino acids.